Kuraishia capsulata CBS 1993 is the source of this 1185-nucleotide messenger RNA. RefSeq lists its product as uncharacterized. Bases 1 to 1185 code for a protein of 394 amino acids. Lineage: Eukaryota; Fungi; Ascomycota; Pichiomycetes; Pichiales; Pichiaceae. Gene Ontology annotation, cellular component: cytoplasm. The record is from RefSeq and is a predicted model, not a curated record. The transcript has a single exon.
AUGGAUACAACGUACGAUCAACUGGCCAGGAGGGCAGUGGAUCUACUGGAGGCUUCCAAUCGGUACAGAGUUAUAGUACUAGUGAUUGGAUCCCCCGGCAGUGGAAAGUCUACACUUUCGGACAAGGUAGUUGAAAGAAUAAAUAAAGAAUACAAAAAGCAUAGACAUGCAUCAAGUCUAGAAAGUGAUUCGGGCACAAUGGAUGGAAUCGCGUGCGGAAGCGAUGGCGAUAGCUACGACCAACAUACUAACAAGGGAAAGUUGAAUUUAAAAUCGAGCGAAUUUCUUGUUCGGGAUGUUUUAAUCAAGCAAUUGGGGAGAUUCACAAAAUUCGACCCUGAAGAUGUCAUAUCCGUUGAAGAUGAGAACUUUCCACCGAGGCUGCAAACUGAAGGCGAUAGGAGGGUGAUACACGGAAGAGGCACCACUAUCGAGAUAGAUUCUUCACUUAGUCCCGAGAGUCACGAGAGUUCUGAGGAACCUGAGCCAGAACUAGCACAGGUGAUUCCAAUGGAUGGUUUUCACUUGCCAGUAGCAACGCUGAAGAAAUUUGAGGAUCCGGAGUUUGCGAUUUUGAGAAGAGGUUCGCCUUUCACAUUUGAUUCGACCAUGGUGGUGACGUUGAUUGAGCUCUUGACAGAUACAUGCAUCGAUAUUUCAGAUAUACAAGAUGGAGGUCAAGGAGACAACCAGACGAGGUGUGAGUCUGGAGACGUCAGGCUCAAUAAAGGCAAGCCUCGAGACCACAAGCUCGGCAAGUAUGACAUACUCCCGGGAAAAGCUACCGGAAUACCCGAUAUCUACAUUCCCGAUUUUGAUCACGCCCUCAAGGAUCCAACCUUGAACGGGAUCAAAAUCGCAUCAACCACGCGGAUUUUGAUUGUGGAAGGAUUGUAUCUCCUAUUGAAGCAGGAGCCUUGGUGCCGAAUACAGACGUGUCUUAGCUCAACAAAGGCACCGAACGAAUCUUGGAAGCUGGAAAUUGACCGCCAAAGAGCAUCCACGAGGGUGGCUCGGCGCCAUGUCUCUAGUGGAAUCUGUCAAGACCUGGAGAGUGGAUUAGAAAGGUACGAAUUGAACGAUGGAAUUAACAGGAAUUUGGUUGAUGAGCACAGUUAUCCCUGUGAUUUACAGAUUUGCAGUAUUGAUCAGCCAUAUGGAGAGAGCAACGGUUUUUGCAAAUGA